CUUGUCAUUUAUAUAGUCACGUGGGGAUAAGAAAGGCAGGUAUAAAGUUAAAGAUCAGUGGCGAACGUUACCAAGUGUUUUGGUACUUAAGAGUAGUCCAAAAUCGAAGGCUAUUCUUCCUAUUUCAAGUACAUGGUGACAAGAUAGGGUGACAAAGGGAAACUAGCGUAACCGCACCUAGUUGUAGCUGCCAGAAUGGCGAAUUUUAGUACAGUGCGUGAGAGCAAGAGAUCGGACAUGAAAAGGCAAAAUAUUCGGCAUGAAGAUUCCACGAACCAGAUUGCAAUGUGUAAGCAGAUCCAUGGCUGGUGGAGACUUGGUCUCAUCUUGGGAACACCGAUAUUAGCACUGCCGCUCCCUCUUGUGUUACAAUCUCCAGAGUCGCGCUGUGGGUAUGUCAUGAUCAUUAUGGUGGUGCUGUGGUUGACGGAAGCGCUCCCCCUAGCGGUGACGGCGUUAUUCCCCAUGUGUCUCUUUCCCGCUCUUGGGGUCAUGAAGUCAAGUGAAGUUGUGCAGAAUUAUAUCAAGGAUGUCUCUAUGUUAUUCAUGGGAGGUAUGGCAGUUGCCGUAGCUAUUGAAAGAUGGAACCUCCACAAGCGGUUUGCUCUUGGUAUUCUUCUCUUAGUAGGAACAAAGCCAAGAUGGCUGAUGCUUGGCUUUAUGAUACCAACCUGGUUUCUUUCCAUGUGGAUAAGUAAUACAGCCACGGCCGCCAUGAUGUUGCCAAUUGUACAGGCGGUUCUAAACCAACUGCGGGAUCACAAGACAGAAGCAUCUCCCCUCACCGAUACUGAGACGGAAUCUAUUACUAUGGCAAGUGGGUCUGCCGUAGAAGACGAUACCAGUGUAUCACCCCCAGAGUGCAGAGCAGGGGACGAGGAAAGCAGUUUUACACUGACAGAAGAAGACGCUAUAUCGGAGAGGCCUUCUGUGUCGGGGAAAACGGAUUCUCGCCUUUCCAAAGCUUUCUUGCUGGCCAUUUGUUACGCUGCAAACUUCGGGGGGACGUCAGCAAUCACCGGAACAGCCGCCAACUUUGUUCUCAAAUAUGAAGCCGACAAAUUGUUUGGAGAGCACGGAGAGCAGUCUGGAGUCACUUUCACCUCCUGGAUGGCGUUUGCAAUGCCGAUUGCGUUGAUAAAUAUGACAAUUGGGUGGCUGUGGCUACAGCUACUUCACAUUGGAUUCAGAGAUUGCUGUAGCAAGAAUGACGAACAGUCCGCUGCCGUUCGUAAUGUUAUCAGAGAAGAAUACAGACAACUAGGAAAGAUACAGUUUGCAGAGUUAUCGGUUUGUGCCCAUUUUGUUGCUAUUGCCCUCUUGUGGUUGACACGUGACCCGGGGCAGGCCGGAGGCUGGGGUGUCAUAUUCCUGGACGGAUAUGUGUCAGACGCCACCCCGGCCAUCCUCGUCACCUUGUCGCUGUUUGUGUGGCCUGCAUCACUUCCUCAUAAAAUACCAGGCGAAUUACCAAACCAGAAACGAAUUAAAAGAUAUGUGGCUUUGUUAGACUGGGGAACCUUUAAUGCCAAGAUGCCGUGGAACAUUGUGAUCCUACUUGGCGGGGGGUUUGCGCUGGCUGACGGCACUGUGAAAUCUGGUCUGUCAGCGUCAAUUGGACAGAGUCUGGAGCUUUUAAACCCGUUGCCUGAUUGGCUGGUGGUCUUACUGGUGUGCCUUUUGGUGUCCUUCGCAACCGAGGUCACCAGUAACGUAGCAACCGUUACUAUGCUCAUGCCAAUCCUAGCGGAGCUGUCGGUAACAAUGGGAACUCAUCCCUUGUAUGUCAUGUUCCCAGCCAUUUUAGCAGCCUCGUUUGCAUUUAUGUUACCCGUGGCUACUCCUGCCAACGCUUUGGUAUUCUCGUAUGGCCAUCUUCGCAUUUGGGACAUGGUGAAGAAUGGGUUGUUUAUGAACACUGUUUGCCUGGUCACAUUGAUGGUCUGUAUCAACACGUGGGGAUGGGUUCAACUGAACCUUGACAACGUCCCGUCUUGGGUCGGCAAAAGACCUGUAGUGAACAUGACGGUUGCGCCAUCUACAGUGCAAACAUUCAACGCCACUGACGUAUUAUAUUUAUGACGAUUCAGCGACAUUUAGGAAAACGGCGACUUUUUUUGAAGGAACAGUAUGUUAAGAAUCCGCACAGGCUGGAUUUCCGAAACAUACACACGCACAAACACUCGAACAAAAACAUAUUUGUUAAGAGAAAUUAUUCAUUAAAUUAGGAAAUGCUCAACCGACUGAAAGAGUUUCCAGUAAAGAAUUCAUACUUGAUUAAGUUUCUUUGGGGUAAACGGUAUAUUUCUCCGACUAACCAACCCUUGACCUCUCUUUCCUCUACAGCAAUCUGAGUAAAUGAAAAACUCUUAAACCUUAGUAAACUGCGGGUUUUCAAGUAGGGUUUGUCACAUUCCGCCAUAAUUAUGAGCAUUGACUAUCAGGUUGCCUGAGAUUCAAAACAGUGUCAAGAUGGAAUUUUCAGACAGUUGACAAUUAAUUAAACUAUUUUUGGUGACAUUAAUUCAUGGCAUU
Messenger RNA from Lingula anatina, 2535 nucleotides. Its product is annotated as Na(+)/citrate cotransporter-like. Gene Ontology annotation, biological process: transmembrane transport. Gene Ontology annotation, cellular component: plasma membrane. NCBI's taxonomy places the organism in Eukaryota, Metazoa, Brachiopoda, Lingulata, Lingulida, Lingulidae. The record is from RefSeq and is a predicted model, not a curated record. Gene Ontology annotation, molecular function: transmembrane transporter activity.